Penicillium antarcticum is the source of this 2475-nucleotide messenger RNA. RefSeq lists its product as uncharacterized. The record is from RefSeq and is a predicted model, not a curated record. The coding region runs from base 1 to 2475 and encodes 824 amino acids. The transcript has 5 exons. NCBI's taxonomy places the organism in Eukaryota, Fungi, Ascomycota, Eurotiomycetes, Eurotiales, Aspergillaceae.
AUGACGAAGGGAUCUCGCAAGAGAGUCAAGCCUAGCCCCUCCGGCGAGGACUCGCCGACUCCAGCGCCUAGUGAUGUUCGAGAUCGUUCUGACUCCCAGUCGAGAGGGCAUAAUGCAAGCUGGUAUCCCGGGUCCUGGUCAUCCGUUGCCAGAGUCUCCAAAGCGGCCCCGGUUACCGAGGUUGCCCGUGAGAGCAUUUCGGCAGCGAGAAAUGUAGCUUCGAGCUUCACAGCCUCGUCGACUUCUCUCCUUGAUACUCCCAAUAAGAUUCGACAUCCUUCCCUUCAACUCACAAGAAAAGCGGGUGCCUCGGCCAGAUCUCUCCCCGCUGAUGCUACUACAACCCGUGUCAACAUUGCAUCAGAUGGUUCGGCCUCCACUCCAACCAUCGAUAAUACCGGAGAACCUAGUGCUUCAGGGACAGUAACACCCGAUAAAGAAGCGUUUGGCGAGAACGAUACUAAGCCACCGGAAGAGCCCGCCAAGGAACAGGACGCGACCCCUAACGCCGAUCCUAACACGUUGCAUGCAGGAUAUACUGAGGGCCCCGAACAGUACACUGGUGGCUGGCUCUCAUGGAUAUACGGUCCAGCAAAUACAUCCAACAGUGCCGCGACUGCAACAGAACCUACAGGGCCUACAAAACGUGCCGCGGAACCCGAGACAGAGCAGGCAGAAAGUCAGUCUGCUGUGAACGACGUCGUAGCCGAAGAGGAACCAACAGAACCGGAGCCAGAGCAGACGAAGGAUACUCUAGAAGUCACUCCAUCGGCGCAGAAGCGAUCUUGGCUUCAGAUGUGGUACGGUUCUGACGCGCCCAGCAAGCAAGAAGAGACAUCAGCUUCAGAGCCCACAGUGCCUUCGACGAAUGCCGAAUCCACCGAGACUGCCGAAAUUGAUAUGACACCAAAGGAUCCCCCUGAUGAGGCAAGAGAGCCUGCUGGAGGAUCACAGACCCCGGUUAGGACUACUAAAUCAUCUGGCUGGUCAUUCUGGUCCAAGGAUCUGACAAGGGACGGACACUCGGACAAACCGCAGCAAGGCGAAGCAGUUGAAGCAUCGGUUGAACCACAAACCCCAUCCAAGCCUGCAACUCUUGACCCAGAACCAGAAACAAAUGUGAAGAUCACCCAAAAGGGCAGCAUCAAAGUAAAGCCUCCCAAAGACAACCGUGCCAAAGAUGGACCUGUACCUACAAUCGAAACCACCUCCACAACCUCAUCACAAGCUGAGCCUCAACCAUCCGAUACCGCCGCCUCAAAGCAAUUACAGAAAAUUCUCCCCAACCAGGUAUUGCCACGUUUCGAAGAAACAUACUCAUUUGAGGAGUCGCCUUCUCUCUUCCAGAGUCUAGGUCGAUUCCUUCAUUAUGGAAAAGGUCCAGAACUCAAACAUGUUAGCAGGGUCAAGGACCCGCUGCAUGUCAAACGCGCUCUGGCUAUUGGUGUCCAUGGAUAUUUCCCAGCUCCGUUCAUUCGGAGUGUUCUCGGACAACCCACAGGUACAUCAAUCCGGUUCUCUAAUAUGGCCGCGGAUGCCAUUCGCAAGUACACAGAAAGCCAUGGCUAUUCUUGCAAUAUUGAAAAGAUCGCCUUGGAAGGAGAAGGCCGCAUAACAGAGCGGGUAGACCUACUCUGGAAGCUGCUCCUAAACUGGAUGGAGGAAAUCCGCAGAGCAGAUUUCAUUAUGGUUGCUUGUCACAGUCAAGGAGUACCAGUGGCGAUUAUGCUGGUUGCGAAGCUGAUCCAGUUUGGCUGCCUUGACGCUAAAAGAGUCGGGAUUUGCGCUAUGGCUGGUGUAAACCUCGGUCCCUUCCCUGAUUACAGAUCUCGCUGGAUCAGCGGCUCGGCAGGAGAGCUGUUCGAGUUUGCACUCCCUUUCAGCAAUGUCUCGAAGGCGUAUGAGGCAGCUCUUAAGUGUGCUCUUGACUUUGGUGUUCGAAUUUCUUACAUCGGCAGUAUUGACGAUCAACUCGUUUCUCUGGAGUCCUCUCUCUUUUCACCCAUAGCGCACCCUUACGUCUACCGCGCCGUGUUCGUAGAUGGCCGCGUCCAUGCCCCAAGUUUCCUCUCCCACUUAGUCGGCUUCGCCCUCAAACUCCGAAACCUGGGCAUAUCAGACCACGGCCUAAUCCGCGAACUAAGCGCCCCACUAGCAGGAAGUCUCUAUACCGGAGAAGGCCAUUCUCGCCUGUACGAUGACGAAACUGUGUAUUCCAUGGCCAUCGAAUUCGCCCUGGAAACAUCCUCCGUCCCAGAUUCAACAAUAAGCAUCAAACGAGCCAGCGGCUCCAUCACUCCAAAUCCAUAUAUCCUUCCCUUCGCCAUGCGCGGUCUUUUAGAAGAAGAAUACGUGCGCCGCGAAUUGCACGACGAAACGAUGGAGUUACUUCGGCAGUUUGAUGACUGGAAACCUUCCAGUAAGGUGUUGAAGGAUGUCAAGUUCCGGCUUGAGGGGAUCCGGUCUAAAUUGUAG